UGACGACAGCACCGUAGGAAACCCGGCAAGGGCCGCCCCGCGGGGGCCGUUUGGCCCCUUGUCCUCGGGUAGCUGCUUCCACUUUCUAAAUGACAGAACACUCUAGUUCAGUCACAGCUGCACACCACGCUGCCGGAGACGGACUUACUGGCACUGCCGGCCCAGCAUGUGUAGACAGAUGGCUCAACUGCUCAUCCACAUCUAAAGAUGGAGCCACUCUGUGGGGUCUGCACACUGCUCAGCUUCCUCUGUGGGUUUUGGAUCUGCUUAGGUCAGCUGGUGCCACCACCGCCAAGUGAUCCUCAUAUCAGUUCGACUGACUUCCACACCACUCUCUACUGGAGUGCUCCACCAAAUCAGCCUCCAGAUACCAAAUACACUGUGGAAUAUACUGAACUGAGAAAUGAUUGGAGACAGGUAGAGGGCUGCGCCAGUAUAAAAACUAGAAGCUGUGAACUCUCUGCUCACCUUGAAGAUCCUCAUGAGCUGUACUGGCUGAGGGUGAAGGCUACCUGGAAAGAGGAAACAUCCAACUGGUCAGAAGUCCUGCAGUUUCAGCCCUACAGAGACACUAAUGUGAGCACCCCCAACUUCACCCUCUUGUCCUCUUCAAGUGAAACCAUACAGAUUGCGAUGCACCUCCCGGCGGUGCCAUUCACUAAUUCAUCCCGUCAAAAGGUAAAAAAGACUGGGUCCUUCUAUAGCAAACUGAGGUGCAACAUCAACCUUUACCAGCGGGGGCGCAGUUGGAAAGACAAAGCUGAAGAGGAACCUGAGUCUGUAUGCAGAUCACACACUGAGAAAGCUGGACAGAUGGACAAUCUGAUGCAAUGGGUGCCCAAGCAAUUGAACAGAGAGGAGUGCCACCGGGUGACUUUUGUGAACUUAACACCUAAUGUGUGCUACUGUGUGAAGGUCAUGUUCUCAGCACCCUACAAAGACAGUCCUCUCUCACAGGAGCAGUGCAUCUUCUUAUACAGCAAAUCAUCAGCCUCCAUUUGGCACAUCAUGGCAGGACUCAUCUCGCUUCUACUGCUGCUGAUUCUGCUGGCAGCCCUGCGCCUUGUGAAAGGAAGGAGAAUGCUGGAGGACCAGUUCCCCAAGACUCUGAUGGUCCUAUCCAAUGAGGGUAUGGUGGACUUUCCCCACAAAGUUGCAGAGAUGGACAGUGCUGGUGAUCACAUCUCCUUCCUGUCAGACUUGGGCAAUACGCUAUAUAGCGACCAAGUGUGUGACACGGACGACGCUGCCUGCUGGUCUGAACGGAGCGCUCCCGACUCCUCUGGGACAAGCUUCUCUAACAUUCUGUACACCCAGGGUUUUCUGGAUGACAUGCCCCCCACUGACGACCACUCCGAGUCCGGCAGUAACAGCCCAGAGCCCGAGGAGAGAGUGUUUCCGGAGCUCCUGAGUAUCGUGAGGUGCUCCACGGACAUUUCACUCUGCACAGUCCGCCUCUCAGCUUGCACGGCGGGAACAGAGGAGUCGGCCGUCCCGUGCCUGCUGGGACCCAACUGCACUUGUCGGCUGUCCUGCCAUGGCUUGGAAUGAGCCAGGGGGUCACCAAUGAUGUCCGCCAACUGAACAGACAACUUGGAUUUAGUGGGGGUCAGGAGGGCUUCUAUUUGACAUGGAAGAGCCUGUCUGGGGACGAGGACACUGUCUGGGGGAGCCCUUAGGGGAAUCAAAGGGAGAAUAAUGCACUUUUGUAUUUAAGAAUUAAGUGUAAAUAUUUAAUGUUUGAAUGACUACUUCAGUUUGUAUAAUAUAAAGACCCCUUUGUAAGUUAGUCAUUAUGAAAGACUCUAUGCACAAUGCUUGAUUUUGACAUUUCGAUGUGAAACAUUUCUAACAUAAAACAUAACAUAUAUAUAUUCA
This is a messenger RNA of Polypterus senegalus (gray bichir), 1878 nucleotides long. RefSeq names its product interleukin-20 receptor subunit alpha-like. NCBI's taxonomy places the organism in Eukaryota, Metazoa, Chordata, Cladistia, Polypteriformes, Polypteridae. Gene Ontology annotation, molecular function: protein binding. The transcript has 6 exons. Bases 208 to 1551 code for a protein of 447 amino acids. The record is from RefSeq and is a predicted model, not a curated record.